Acanthoscelides obtectus is the source of this 1503-nucleotide messenger RNA. The record is from the annotation of a GenBank genome assembly. NCBI's taxonomy places the organism in Eukaryota, Metazoa, Arthropoda, Insecta, Coleoptera, Chrysomelidae.
AUGCUCUCUAUGGUAGGGAUCAAAUUAAAGAAAGGACCCACCAGCGAAGAGUGGAAGAUAGUACCUCAAGCUACUAAUGCAGACUCAACCAGCGUAACGCCUAAAAACAUAGAACGAGCUUCAGAAAGUGAAGCGGACAAAGAAAACACAUCUCCACAAGUCCCGGAAGCUUCUGUUAGGAGUAAGAAAUUUGAAAAAGAUGGUGAUUGCAAGCUUGUUGAAAACCAAAUUGUAGAGGAACUAGGCGUAGGAAGUCUUUUUCCAUCAGAUAAUUGCAGAAUUCAAGAAAGAGAAGCAGUUUUAGAUGGAGAGUCAUGUGCUACAACUACGCAAGAGCUCUCGGAGGCGGAAGAAAGCAGAGACGUAAUUGGAACUGGACAAGAGCAGUUGGACUUAGAAGAUCCUUUUUCAUCUGACGAUUCAAUAAUGGAUCCUGACUAUGAAGAACCAGUUGUAUCACACCAUUCUCAAUGCCCGACGGAAUCAUGCACAGAGAAAAAGAAGAGUAGGAAGAGAAAAGCAGAGCCCUGUGAAUGGAAAAGAAAUAAAACUAAGCUAUUAAGAAACAGUGGACAAGAAUACCACACCUUAAACAAGAAUAAACCAGUAUCUAGUAGACAAAUGACACAACCCUGUGACGGCACUUGCAAGCUAAAAUGUACAGCAAAAUUCACUGAAGAGGAUAGGAAGUUCCUGUUCACCAAGUUCUGGAAUUUAGCCAAUAUUAACAAACAGGGGGUGUUUAUUGCUACUCUGAUGCAAGAAAUCACACCAAAAUACACGUAUCCCAUUCUAAUCAAUGGCAAACGAAAACGAACUAAUAAUAAUUCGUUUCAUUUGGAAAAAGGAGAAGAGAAACUUAGGGUUUGCAAGAAAUUCUUCACAUCAACUUUUGGCAUCAGCAAUCGCUGUAUUCGGAGUGUCAUAUCGAAAAGAGCUGAAGGUGAUUUUGAAGACAAAAGGGGGAAACAUGGUAAUCAAACCCGAAUAUCUGAUGAAAUUAAAAAUGAUGUUCGUGCUCAUAUUGCAUCAAUACCUCAAAUAGAGAGUCACUAUACAAGAGCUCACAGUGAGAAAAAAUACAUAGAAGGUAGCAAAACUAUCACUGAUUUAUACAGAGAUUACAAAAAAGAUUGCGUUGCUAGAGGUAAAGCAACGGCAACACUGACUAUGUAUAGAAACAUAUUCAAUUAUGAAUUUAACCUAGCAUUUUUCAUUCCUAAAAAAGAUCAAUGCCACACGUGCGUUGCCUAUGGCAACGCAAAUGAAGGGGAAAAGAAAGAUUUAGAAAAGCUAUAUGAGCAACACCAAAAUGAAAAAAAAAUAAGCAGAGCAGAAAAACUAGCCGACAAAGAAAAAGUCAGUGAUAAAUACCAGGUUUGUUGUUACGACUUACAAGCUGUUCUGCCAUGUCCUCAAGGAGAUGUUUCUGACUUUUAUUAUAAAUCAAAACUGUCGACGUAUAACUUCACUAUGUGUGAUUUGAAUAAAACGGGACAGUGA